GCUGUCACAGUACAGCACUGUAGCUUUGCAGGACAGUGGUAGGAGAAUCGCAACGAGAAGACAAGCACCGCCAAUUCACAUUCAAACACCAAGCCGAGUCUUGUUGUUGUUGCUAUUGUUUCACGCCUGUUUUCAUCAUGAAAGCUAUCAGUCCCGUCCGCUCGGUGAGGAGCUGCUACAAGGCCGUGUGCUGUAUUUCGGAGCAGAGUCUCACCAUCAGCCGGAAUAAACACUCGUGUCUGGAGGAGCCGGUGAGCGCCCUGUGCGACAUGAACGACUGCUACUCCAAGCUGAAGGAGCUGGUGCCGAGCAUCCCGCAAAACAAGUCGGUCAGUCAGGUGGAGAUCCUGCAGCAUGUUAUUGACUACAUCUUCGACCUGCAGAUCGCACUGGAGGCGGAGGACACAGCGACGCCGGAGAUGGUUUUGUCAAUAAAGACUGCGGACCUUACUCGCAAUUUCUCCAAAGAAGAGGGCCGGUUGUGCCACUAGGACGAGGAUGACAGAUUAUGGUGCAGGGAAACACAUGUCUCCACUUCACUCCGGGCAAGAGGACAAGAGGGGCAGAAAGGGUGGGAUAGGUAUUUGGGAGAGAAGGAGAAGAAGGAGGAGGGAGGUGGAGGGUUUAAAGAAAGAAAGAAAGAAAGAAAAGACAGAAAAAAAGUGGACUGUUUCCUAGAUGAGUGGGGAUCAACAGUAGUGAAUGAGCAAGAAAACAGAGACUCAUUCUUUGGCCCCUGGACAGACAAAUCAACACACCAAAGCAGAAGCCAGGAUUGGAAACUGAAAGCAAGUGGCUUUGUACUGCUCUCCUCCUCAAACCUGGGAUUCCCUAUAGAUAGGAGUAGAAAUAUUGGUACAUUGUUCUUUUAUUUUCCCUUUUUGUGUUGCAUUCCAAACAAAACUUUUUGGGGGGGAUAAACUCACACCCAACCUGAACACAUCACAUAUUACAUUAUCUCACAUAAUUUUCCCUGCAUUAUCCCCCUCCAAAAAAAAAAAAAAAAUCUGUUUUCUAAUGAUCUGGAGACUGUUACAACUUCAUACGAAUGUGUACAUAUCUGCUGUGGGUAUGUAAGGUGUGAGUCAAUUUGGUAUAAUCAGAACUCUAUACUAGAGUUAAUUGUAAAUGUUUGUAGGGAUUGUGUUAUUUCUACAGACAAAGUGAUGUGAGUUUCAUAAACUCUUUAUUAUAAAGUUUGCUUUGUAUGUAUGUAUGUUCUUAUGUAAUGAAAUAAAAAAAAGUGAAAUUA
Toxotes jaculatrix (banded archerfish) is the source of this 1252-nucleotide messenger RNA. RefSeq names its product inhibitor of DNA binding 3 (gene id3). Bases 138 to 491 code for a protein of 117 amino acids. The record is from RefSeq and is a predicted model, not a curated record. Gene Ontology annotation, biological process: circadian regulation of gene expression; negative regulation of transcription by RNA polymerase II; cell differentiation. The transcript is spliced from 3 exons. Lineage: Eukaryota; Metazoa; Chordata; Actinopteri; Toxotidae. Gene Ontology annotation, molecular function: transcription regulator activity; protein dimerization activity. Gene Ontology annotation, cellular component: nucleus; cytoplasm.